Endocarpon pusillum Z07020 is the source of this 1683-nucleotide messenger RNA. RefSeq lists its product as uncharacterized. The record is from RefSeq and is a predicted model, not a curated record. The transcript has a single exon. Gene Ontology annotation, biological process: SCF-dependent proteasomal ubiquitin-dependent protein catabolic process. Lineage: Eukaryota; Fungi; Ascomycota; Eurotiomycetes; Verrucariales; Verrucariaceae. Gene Ontology annotation, cellular component: SCF ubiquitin ligase complex. The coding region runs from base 1 to 1683 and encodes 560 amino acids.
AUGCCUGUCCGCCACUUGCCGGAGGAAAUUCUGAUAUUGAUAUUUGAAGAGCUUGGGCGAAGGAGAGACUUCCCAACACUGUUCGGAUGUGCUCUCAGCAGCGUGUCAUUUUCGGAGCCGGCGCUGAAAAUAAUGUACAGAAUCAAUGAGCAAUCUCCCUUGAUUACCGAGACUGACGAGCUUGAAAAUCUUCGGCGACGUCAGCCUGGCAACUUUGAUAUCAAGUCAGCUCAACAAGAGUCGCAACUUCGAAAAUGGGCCCUGCUUUGGCGAUCAAUCAUCAGAUCAAGUCUCAGCGCCACCUACAAACCAUAUUGUCUAUACAUUCGCUCCUUGAACCUUGACAAUCUAAAAGACCUCCUUCAAGAGGGCAAGUUCUCAGGCAAGAUAGAACAAGACUUUUUUGCAGGCGAACUGCAGGAUUUUCACCUUCGGACAGAGCUAAUCUGUACCCAGCCAACGAAAAACAGGCAUAAAAUUCGCCUAGUUGUGGAUUUCAUGCCUAUCCUCCAUGCAGUGGGAGAGGCUAUUACAAAGAAAACUAUGUUACUCGAAGAGCUCAGAGGUCCUAUCAGCAAGGAGUUUCUCCCACAGUGGAUACGACGGUUGCCCAGGCUGCAAGUCCUCCACUUACAGCAAGGCCAUGUUCUGACCGCAGAAGCUCAAAACGCCAUCAGAGAAAAUUGCCCUUCGUUCAGAAGUCUCGAACUUUAUGCGUGGACGGAGGCCAAAGCGGAUGAGCACCUUGCAGCCCUAUUAAGCACAACUUCUGGUUGGCAAAAUUUCGAGCUCUAUAGCGGCUCGGACAUUGGCAGGAUGUCUCUCACAGCCAUGAACCAUCAUGCAAGCACACUGACGUCGAUAAAGCUCAUGGGGCUCAACGACGAUGGAGUCAGAUCCCUUGGUUGUCUGAAGGAGUGUACUGCCCUUCAAAAACUCGAGUUGGAGGCUGCUAGAUCAUUCGUUCAACUGGAAGACCUCGAGAAUGACGCAUUCUUGAAGAUUGUAGCCUGGUUGAAUAACUGCUGCGAUCUCAAGGAGUUGGCAUUGAAUAAUUUCUAUGAUGGACCAGCGAUCCUGGCCGAAACACUGGCCACCCGCAAGUUCACUCUCACUAGUCUCUCCCUGAAUAAAUACAUUGCCAGCGGUGACAAGGCAGUCGCAUUUCAUGCAGCCAUUUCAGAACAACUUAGUCUUCAGAGAGUGUACCUGAAUGGUGAUGGGGAGGACACUACAAACGAAGAAUUGCAAGUGCUGGUCAAUGCUCUCAGCCGGCUGUCGUGUCUGCAGGUCCUGGAUUUGAAUCAGAUGUCUGACAAUUUCAAGGAUCACCAUAUCACCACCCUUGCUUUGAACCUUCCAAGUCUGGAAACGUUUUAUCCCAGUGGUUCUGCAAUCACCGAUAGUGUCUUCCAGGCACUUGCCGGACUUAAAAACCUCAGAGAUAUGCAGUUCUGUGGUGUAACACACUUCACCGCCACAGGGAUUGCCGACUUCAUCUGGACUCUUGAUUCCACAACCAACAGCGGACUGACUCUGGGCUUGUGGGCGGUCGACGCGGAUCACAUGCUGUCAAGUGAUGCAGAAGCCUUCUUGCAGGAACUGAUCAGCACAAGACUGAACGGCCGCUUCUGGGUGACAUCAUGUGGAGAAGAUUCAGACUUUGAGUCAGAAAGCGACUGA